Molecule: messenger RNA, 2625 nt
Organism: Eleginops maclovinus (Patagonian blennie)
Lineage: Eukaryota; Metazoa; Chordata; Actinopteri; Perciformes; Eleginopidae
Gene: alg10
Product: ALG10 alpha-1,2-mannosyltransferase
Exons: 3
Coding region: 204-1628 (474 amino acids)
Biological process (GO): protein N-linked glycosylation; dolichol-linked oligosaccharide biosynthetic process
Cellular component (GO): endoplasmic reticulum
Molecular function (GO): dolichyl pyrophosphate Glc2Man9GlcNAc2 alpha-1,2-glucosyltransferase activity
Source: RefSeq, a predicted model, not a curated record
AUGUUUCUGGAGCGGAACGCCAACUGUCAAAAAUAUUAACUCUUCCGUUUGUCAACACAAGACGCAGUUCAACCAAUUCCCCUCUGAGUUGAGAUUGUUAAGCGGUUUUUAAAACGCAAAUCUACUAGUUAUGCGGAAUACACAACGUUGCUACAGCUAGCUUUGGACUGCAUUCACUUUGACAUCGGAUUUCGUCAUCAAACAUGGAGAAAUUUGAAGGCUACAUCUUCACUGCUCUCUGCAGCACCAACUUUCUGGUUUCCUGCCUGCUGUUCUCCAGAGUCACCCGGGAGCAAAGGGAGCCCUACAUGGACGAGAUAUUUCAUGUGCCACAAGCUCAGAAGUACUGCCAUGGCAAAUUCAACGAGUGGGACCCAAUGAUCACGACCCUCCCAGGCCUCUACCUCGUCUCUGUGGGGGUCAUUAAGCCUGUGGUCUGGCUUGCUGACCUCACAGGCCAGGUGGUGUGUUCCACGGCCAUGCUGCGCUUCAUCAACCUGCUCUUCAACUGCGGCAACCUUUACCUGCUCUACUUGCUCAUCUGCAAACUGCACUCCCGGGAGAAGACACGAACAACCUCCCGGCGAGUCCUCUCUGCGCUGUCUCUGUCCACCUUUCCCGUGCUCUACUUCUUCAACUUCCUCUACUACACGGACGCCGGAUCUACUUUCUUCAUCCUCUUCACGUACCUCAUGACGCUGUACAGCUGCCACAAGGCCUCGGCGUUCCUCGGCUUCUGCUCAGUGCUCUUCCGCCAGACCAACAUCAUCUGGGUGGCGUUCUGCGCAGGCACGUUGGUGGCCGCCAAAAUGGACGAGGCCUGGAGGGUGGAGUAUUCGAAAAAGAGGGAUGAGAAGUCUCCUCCAUCCCAGGUCCCGCUGUCAUUCGGUGGAGCUAAGAAGGUGAUACUUUUCACGCUGGAGUUCCUCACCUCGCCUAGUCAUGUGAAGUCGGUGCUGCUGGUGGCCUGGCCUUACGCUGUAGUCGGCGUGGGCUUCCUGGCGUUCAUGGUGUUCAAUGAUGGGAUAGUGGUGGGUGACCGGACGAGCCAUGAGGCCUGUUUCAACUUCCCCCAACUCUUCUAUUUCUUCUCCUUCGCCCUCUUCUUCUCUCUCCCUGUGUCACUUUGUUACCACCGCGCUCUACGCUUCCUCCAGGCUCUGAAGAAGCAGCCUCUGUUCUUCCUCUUCGUCACGGUCGUCUCCUUGCUCCUGGUGUGGAAGUUCACCUCUGUCCACAAGUACCUGCUGGCAGACAACCGCCACUUCCCCUUCUACGUGUGGAAAAGGCUUUUCCAGAAGCAUGAGCUGGUGCGCUUCGUCGUUGUCCCUGCAUACGUGUUUGCAGGGUGGAAUUUUCUGGACUCCUUCAAGUCGCGCUCACUGUUCUGGAGUUUGGCGUUCCUGGCGUGCCUCCUGGCUGCCACGGUCCCCCAGAAGCUGCUGGAGUUCAGGUACUUCAUUGUCCCUUAUCUGAUGUACCGCCUACACAUGCCCCUGCCCUCUCUGCCCAGACUCGUCGUUGAGUUUGUCCUGUACACGGCGGUCAAUGCUGCCACACUUUACAUCUUCAUCAGUAAGACCUUCCACUGGCCGGACAGCACAGCCACACAGAGGUUCAUGUGGUGAGCCAAAGAGACUCAAACAGGAAGUCCGGAACAAUCCAUUUUUUCCAGAACACCACAGCAUAUGUGACAUUCCAGAAAUCAAGGAACAGGUUCUGUUACAUCGCAGUGACUUGUGGUAUUCUCACAAUUCGAACAAAUGGUCUGCAAGAUUGUUUAAAAAGGGACUGCCACGAAAAAUCAGGUGCUUGUUUUAACGUGACAACUGGCAUUAAAUAUGAUCUGAUCUGAGGUUCUUAGGGUAAAAUAAUGCUGUGUUUCGUUUUCAGUGAUAAAACCCUACAUUUUUGGCUUUCACAAUACAGUAGUGGUGACUGUGUUGUAAAAACUGUUCUAAAUGAUCAUGGCCAGAGAAGAAUACCCUGUAUUUCAAUGUUGUUUUCACAGUAGCUACACAAAAAUGGGUGGGAAUGUUGAUCCUUCUUGAGGGUUGAAAAACAAAUAAUGUAAAUUUGAGGAUUCUGGGAAAUACCAAGGCUGGGUGUGGCUUUUCUAUGUCUGUCUAUUUCUUACUUUAAAUGUAAAUAUUGUAUGUAGUUCUUUGGAUCAAUCUGAGGUGUUACAUGCUCUGUAAAUACAACUAAAGAGACCAAAAAUAAUAGCCAUAUUGUCAAGUUCAGAAUGUAUGUAUGGGAUGUUUAGUAAUGAUUUAACUUGUUAUCAGUGAAGAACACUGACACAUUUGACCCACAAACAACUUACAAGACAAUGGAACAAUAAUUAUGGAACUAAAUUGAAGAUAGACAUAAUGUUUUCUGAUUAUUGUUUUUUUUUCUUCCAAGCCAUAAAGAGCCACUGGAUUCAGAAUGUCUUUUUUCUCGUUGUUUUUCUUCUUAGUAGUUUGGUUGUUAACUGUAUUUUUGCUCAGAAUUUUGGCUAUUUUUACUGUUAUGUGUUCUGUGUAUAUACAUGAAUUUAUUCAUGACCAAUUAGCUAUAUGCUGCUCUCCUGUUAAUAAAAUCUUGUUGAUAUCUUUGAAUAAAAUGACUCGUAAAAUAUGA